Galdieria sulphuraria is the source of this 608-nucleotide messenger RNA. Its product is annotated as histone H2A. Gene Ontology annotation, cellular component: nucleosome. Bases 133 to 492 code for a protein of 119 amino acids. Lineage: Eukaryota; Rhodophyta; Bangiophyceae; Galdieriales; Galdieriaceae. Gene Ontology annotation, molecular function: structural constituent of chromatin; DNA binding; protein heterodimerization activity. The record is from RefSeq and is a predicted model, not a curated record. The transcript has a single exon.
AUUGGAUAACUCAGACCUCAAAUGAUCUGUUCAACAAGCCCGCUUUCGCGGUUGAUCAUGCUUUAAGUAGCGAGCUUCUAUAAGAUUGUCUACUCACAAUUUUUUGUUUACAAACAGUCUAUAUUACAAGCAAUGGCCCCCAAGGAACGUAGCAAACCAAAGAGUCGCUCUUCUAAAGCAGGCUUGCAAUUUCCAGUAGGAAGGGUGAGUCGGUUUUUGAAAAAUGGCAACUAUGCCGAAAGAGUUGGAGCUGGAGCACCUGUGUAUUUGGCAGCAGUCCUUGAAUACUUAACAGCUGAAGUUCUUGAAUUGGCUGGAAACGCAGCUCGUGAUAACAAAAAGACACGAAUUGUUCCUCGUCAUAUCCAACUAGCAGUGCGAAACGAUGAAGAACUGAACAAGUUAUUGGGUGGUGUUACUAUUGCGUCGGGUGGUGUUUUACCCAACGUUCAUCCUAACCUGCUUCCCAAAAAGAAAGCAAAGGAAGAAUAGGUUGUCUAUAACCAUCAGGUGUCUGUAGACACCCAUUUUAUGAAGAAAACUUGGUCACACGUAAAUAUAAUUCUUCUUCCAUUCGAAAUUUGUCCAAUAAACCAUAUUUGGGGACU